Sclerotinia trifoliorum is the source of this 2478-nucleotide messenger RNA. The record is from the annotation of a GenBank genome assembly. Lineage: Eukaryota; Fungi; Ascomycota; Leotiomycetes; Helotiales; Sclerotiniaceae.
CCCUACCUAACAAAACAUACCGAGCCUGUUAAGUUUCACUGGUACGUACCUCCUCCACAAUCGAAGAAAGUAUGUACAUACGAGUACCUAGGUAUGUAUGUAUUCCGAGACUUCCACAAACCCGAGAGCUGUAAACUCUAAAUAUACUUACUCAUCCAAUCAAAAUGCACAAACUCCAAAAGAGACACAAGCGUUUGGACAAGCGUGACUGUCGAUCAGACGGGACCUCCGCAAUUGCAAGAGGGGUGGAUAACUUCAAAAGAUGAAUCGUAUGAUGUUUGUGAUGAUUUUUAACGGGGUAUAUAUAUUUCAAUUCAAUAAAUAAUCUUACGAUUUUUACAUUUUUUCAUAUUUUCAUAAAAAUCUAUCUCGCUUUUAUUUGAGAAACAUAAUCAACCUCGCUUCUUUAACCUUACCUACCCAUAAAAAUUAAUCCCAAGCAUCCACCAAACCUACCCACCUACCUCCUUCCCCACACAACAACCACCAAUAAAGAAAACAAAAAAAAACAUGGAGAACCUCCCCACAGAACAAUGGGCACAAGUAGUCGAAGAAACCGGCAAACGUAAGCCAGUCUGAUUGAUAAUCCCCCACAAUCCAAACUCUGACACCGGUGGACUAAUUAAUCUAAUCUUACCUAGCCGUCGUGUACAAAAGAAUCCCCGUCCAAAAACCCGGUCCGGAUGAAGUUCUCGUCAACAUAAAAUAUUCCGGAGUAUGCCACACGGAUCUCCACGCUGUGAAUGGUGAUUGGCCAUUAGAGAGGAAGUUACCACUUGUAGGAGGUCACGAGGGAGCAGGAGUCGUUGUCGCUGUUGGAAGUCUUGUUGAAGAUGUGAAGAUUGGUGAUUAUGCUGGUGUAAAGGUAAGUCUGUCAUAUGAUAAUUUACUAUAUCCCAAAAUACAAGUGGAAUAAAUAAAAAUACUAAUGCGAAGAAAAGUGGUUAAAUGGAAGUUGUCUCGCCUGCGAUUUCUGCCAACAAGCAGAUGAACCACUCUGUCCCAAAGCACUUCUCUCUGGCUACACAGUCGAUGGAACUUUCCAACAAUAUUGCAUAGCAAAAGCCGCACAUGUAGCUCGUAUCCCCAAGGAAUGCGAUCUCGAAGCCAUUGCGCCUGUUCUCUGCGCCGGUAUCACCGUCUACAAAGGACUGAAAGAAUCCGGAGUUCGACCUGGACAAACCGUUGCAAUUGUUGGUGCUGGAGGCGGAUUAGGUUCUUUUGCUUGUCAGUAUGCUAAAGCUAUGGGUUUGGAUAUUAUAGCUAUUGAUGGAGGAGCCGAGAAACAAGAGAUGACUAAGGAAUUGGGUGCCCAGCAUUACGUUGACUUUAUGUCGAGCAAGAAUUUGGUCGAAGAUGUGAAGGCAUGCACGAGGGAUGGACUUGGACCACAUGCUGUUAUUUUGGUUGCUGUUAAUGAGAAGCCUUUCCAGCAAGCUGCCGAAUAUGUUCGACCACGUGGUACAGUCGUUGCUAUUGGCCUUCCAGCUGGUGCCUAUCUUCGCGCGCCGGUUUUCGAGUCGGUUAUUAAAAUGAUUACUAUCAAAGGAUCAUAUGUUGGUAACCGAAAGGACUCUGCUGAGGCCAUUGAGUUUUUCAGACGCGGUCUUAUCAAGUCUCCAUAUAAGACAUGUGGUUUGAGUGAGUUGCAGAAGGUUUAUGAUUUGAUGCAUGAGGGUAAGAUUGCUGGAAGGUAUGUUGUUGACACCAGCAAGUGAUUGGUUCGGUUUGACUGUAAUGGGAGUUGUGAAACGGGAAAAGCUAUUGGCGUGAAGCGUGAGGUCAUGGAUUUGAUUGGGGAUCUUCGUUCGGUAUUAGAUACUAGCAGUGAAUUCAGUAGGAAGUACGUAACAGCAAUGAAAGUAAAAUAGUACAAAAACAAGAUUAUACUUGAUAAUUUGUGAUCCUGUGUUAGUAUCUUAACAAGUAGGUAAGGUGAUGACAGGGAAAAUAGUGGGCUUUGAUAAUUACCAUCAAUUCUUCUGACAACCAUGACCAAACCUACGCCCAAUCGCCCAAUCGCCCAAUCUAGUAUCAGAAGGCCCCAAUCCCUCGUUAAGACAUAGAUUCAGUGUCUCCUCACGCCACAAGACAUACUAAUCUCCAGCCGUCCCGCCACCAUGGACCCGGGUAAAUGAUUACUCAUUUUGUUGCAUAUCUCAGUCCUACCAGCAUAGGUAGGACCUAUGCAGCCACGGAAAGAGCGAGUAAAAGAUAUCUUUUGUUGCAUAUCUCAACACAACAGGAGUGGUACGGAGUACAAGAUAUCGGGAAUAUGGAUCUAGCUCACACGUACAAAAGAAGCUAAUGUCUCUUCCACCACCUUUGCUAAAUGUUGAUCAUACCUCAUCCAACGUGCCUCGAUUUUGUGUAAUGUAUCAGCAUGUUUUUGUUGCAUGUCUGAAUGAAAACUCCACAGGUAAUACACUAUCAAAUUGAAUGCAUGAUUAUCCCUUGUGUUCACGGUAUGCAUCUAGC